CUGCUGCAGUUUUUUAGCAGGCAGCUGAUGGAGACGCCACAGAGAGAGAGAGGGCGUGCGAGCAGGUGGAGGUGUGGACAGGUAGACACGCGCGCACUCAGAGACUGAAGUUUACCUGCAGACCAGGUGAGAGAGGCAGGCUGGAUCCGCAGUAUGCUGAGGGAGUCCCCUCACCUGGAAAGAUGUACGUGAGCUACCUGCAGCUGGACAAGGACCCCGCCAUGUACCCGCACCAGAACCCGGUCACGCGCCACCCGGGCCUGAGCCUCAGCCCGCAGAACUUCUCGGUGCCCGCCCCCCCGCAGUACCCGGACUUCGCCUCCUACCACCACCACCACCACGGCAUCGGCAACGAGCAGCACCCGGCCCAGCAAGCUCCGCCGGCGGCCGGCGGCUGGAGCCCGGCAUACCCGCCUCCUCCACCCGCGCGGGACGACUGGUCCUCGCAUCCCUACGCGCCUCCCGCGGCCUCCUCCGUGACCGGUGCGGUGGGCACCACCCUGGGAUUCGGGCCCACGGAGUUCCCUGGCCAGCCGCCUGCGCUGAUCCCCGCCUCCCUGAACGCCUCCGCGGGGCCACUGUCCCCCGGCUCCCCGCGGAGGAGGACCCCGUACGAGUGGAUCCGCACCUCCGCGCCGCCCAGCAACCCCAAUGGAAAGACACGAACCAAGGACAAAUACCGAGUGGUUUACACCGACCACCAGCGGCUCGAGCUCGAGAAGGAGUUUCACUACAGCAAAUACAUCACCAUCAGAAGGAAGGCGGAGCUUGCCACGGCACUCAGUCUGUCAGAGAGACAGGUAAAGAUUUGGUUUCAGAACCGGCGAGCAAAGGAGCGCAAGAUCAACAAGAAGAAACUCCAGCAGCCGGCUUCCUCUACCACUACGCCAACCCCUCCCACCGGCAGUAACGGCAGCGGCGGAGGAGGUGGAGGCAAUGGCCUCCAUGCAAAUGGGAGCAGCAACGUCGCAAUGGUGACAAGUAGCAGUGGAAGCAAUGGGCUGGUGUCUCCUUCUCUAGCUCUGAACAUCAAAGAGGAGUACUGAGGACGACGUUUUAUUGGACACGGACUUCGGGGAUGUGGACUAAAAAUCCUGAACUACAGACUGAAACAUUCAUCCUGCACCUUGCUGUUUGCCUUCUUAAAGCUAAAGUUCACUGAAAAUCAGAGAAAUCUCAAUGAGAGAUGUUGCUAGCAACUUCCAGUCCAUCAAAUAAUUCCCUGUUGUGAUUGGACUCUGAACCAAAAGGAAUCUCUGCAGGUGAUUUCCAUCUGUCGAAGGAUUGGUCAGUCGUUAAAGGACAACCACACGAUGUCCUAGACUAACUUUGUGGUGGGUGGAGCUCUGUAUUUGGGGAAAAACACAUUUUUCACCUUUGACAAAGAUGCUGUUGAGCUCAUCACUGCAAAUAUAUAUUUAUAAAACAAGUUUUUUCAAACUCUUUAAACAAAAGCCCGAGUUAAAUAACAGAGGUACUAAAUAUAA
Molecule: messenger RNA, 1487 nt
Organism: Oreochromis aureus
Lineage: Eukaryota; Metazoa; Chordata; Actinopteri; Cichliformes; Cichlidae
Product: homeobox protein CDX-1-like
Exons: 3
Coding region: 183-1046 (287 amino acids)
Biological process (GO): cell differentiation; anterior/posterior axis specification; animal organ morphogenesis
Cellular component (GO): nucleus
Molecular function (GO): RNA polymerase II transcription regulatory region sequence-specific DNA binding; DNA-binding transcription factor activity, RNA polymerase II-specific
Source: RefSeq, a predicted model, not a curated record